Molecule: messenger RNA, 444 nt
Organism: Phasianus colchicus (ring-necked pheasant)
Lineage: Eukaryota; Metazoa; Chordata; Aves; Galliformes; Phasianidae
Source: RefSeq, a predicted model, not a curated record
UCCCCUGUCCUAGUGCCCCGACCCUCCCUGUCGCUGCACCUCAGCCAGUGGGUGUCCCUGGGCGACAAUGUCACCCUGCGCUGCCACCUGCCCAGGUCAGCUGCACAAGUUGAGCUCUACACGGAAGGAUACUGGUGGUAUGUAAAGCAGGCAGACAUGGACAUGGUACAGGACACGGCUGAAUUCCUCUUGGUUAGUGUAGAGCGGAAAGAUGCAGUGAAAUAUCAUUGCCGGUACCGUGUUUUGGAGCCACCAGGGACAUCGGAGAAGAGUGACCCCGUGGAGCAGGUGGUGACAGAUCCCAAAUUGCCCCCACCCAGUAUUUCCAUGAGCUCUGGGAGUAAUGUGGGAACAGGGACCAAUGUCACCAUCUGGUGCAGCAACCAGGAGAACAGGGGCACCAUCUUCCUGCACGAGGAUGGGCACUCAGCCCCUGUCCAGCUC